GUGGAGCCAAUGAGCUGGGACCGGAUACGAUAUAUCCUCUGGGACAACAACUUCUCUGUUCCCCCUCACUUCCACAUGACGCCAUUUACUGCAUAAACCCGACCUCCUCCGGAAAGAAGAAAAAAAUAAGACGAGAAAAAACUUGAAAGCACCUCAGUGUGCAAAGCAGCCAAACAUUCAAUAACCACAACGUCGGUUCUUGAGAACAAUCCAUCACGCAUGCCACUGUGCGCGUUUCAAUAUCGAUGAGCGAUUUUGUAGAUUUAGCUACAUUUCACAUCGAGUUUGCUAACGCCUCGCUUGCGGAAUAUAUUUAGCUAACAUUCGCUAGGUACUUUUAUAGCAGAAAGUAGAUAACGAGCUAGCUAACUAGCUAGCUAAUGGCUUUAUUCUCUGCUGCUGUGUACGUCCACGUGUUCACUUGAAAGGAAUACGUUUGAAAAUAUUUUUCAUGCAAAAAGUGGAUCGGCACUAAUUACUGGAAGAAAAUUAUUCAGCUGCAUUUUGCGGAGGAGCUGCCAGUUUCUUCAUUAAGUUGUUUUUAAGGCAAAGAUCCCGUUUUUGGAGUUACCUUGUUAGCAACUUCUACUCAAAACAAAAAGGAGGGUGGCAGCAGUGUGAGCACGGACUUCAGAUGUGUUCAAUGCCUGCAGGAGAGAUCCCUCUUCAGAUUAAACAUGGAGACAAGAACUCAGAAUGGCAAUGGGUCUCCUGGCUUGCUGCACGCUCUCCAUGACAGCGGGAGGCAGCAUGUUGGGGAUUCCGAUCCCAGGGAGGCCUUGAGCCAGCAGGUCCAGGUGCUCUCGCUGGAUCAGAUUCGGAUAAUCAGGAGUACCAAUCAGUACACAGAAGGACCUAUGGUGGCGCACAGACCGGGGAGUAAACAGGUCGGCACUUUGUCGACCUCCCAGCAGAAAAUGGAGCCAGCUGAGGACCUGUUGAUCGAGCAGGAGCAGCAGAGGUCCGUUCCGAGAGGGCACAGCCACCAGCACCACCAGCACGUGCACACUUCUCCCACCGCUUUCACCAGGUCGGUGAGUACAGCGAGCGCCGGCUCCCGGAGUAGCACGCGGAUGAGCACCAGCAGCACGUCUUCCGAGCACAGGCUCCUGGAGAGCUCCCACUCUGAGCGGAUUAUCAGGACGCAGCCCAAGCUCUCGGAAGUCGCGGUGGAGAAGCUGAAGGCCUCCGUGGAGGAGGAGUCGGGAAAGCACGCAUACCGCUGCGAGGAGUGCGGGAAGUGCAAGUGCGAGGAGUGCACGUGCCCUCGGACCCUGCCCUCGUGCUGGUUCUGUGCCCGGCGCUGCGUCUGCUCGGCGCAGAACGUCCUGGACUACAGCACGUGCGUCUGCUGCGUCAAGUGCCUUUUCUACCACUGCUCGAGCGACGACGAGGACGUCUGCACGGACAAGCCCUGCUCCUGCAGCCAGUCCCACUGCUGCGUGCGCUGGUCUGCCAUGGGCGUCCUGUCCAUCUUUAUGCCUUGCUUGCUGUGUUACCUUCCAGCAAAGGGGUGCCUCAGCCUGACCCAGUGCUGCUACGACCGUGCCAGGCGACCAGGCUGUAGGUGCAAAAACACCAACAUUGUCCACUGCAAAAAUGCUGAAAAGCUAACGUAAGGCGAGCACCUUAAAUCCGAAUAGGAUUUCAUCAUCAUCAACGGCAACGGUUAUUAACUUUAGUUCUGGCACUGUAGUACAAGGUGGGAUGGGAGUGUACAUAGCUGUUUGUUUGGAGUGGUUCACGUUGUUUUUUUUUUUUUUUCCAGCUACAAUUUUUUAACAAGGGAGGUUUGUGGAGAAGUCAUUUUCUGACACAGAUUCAGAAUGUUAAUCGUACAGACUAUUAAUACAACUGAUAAGCUACAGCUACAAACUUUCCUUACCAACUGUUUGUGAGUAGUAUUUCCAGAAUAUGUAAAUUAGCUGACUUUUUUUGCCAGAGAAGUUUUAUUUUUGUAUAUAUACAUUACAACUGUGAAACAUUGUGCCAACCCAGAGGCAACUUGAUUGAAAAAGUGUGUGUGUGUGUGUGUGUGUGUGUAUAUGUAUGCAUUUAUGUACACACAUACUAAUGUUGUACAUUCAUUUGAAUGUAUAUCAGUCAGGUAGACUACCUUGCAUGAAACUUAUCCCCUCAAAUAUACAUGCAAAUUGUACAGUGAGCCUAAGAAAGUCUAUUUUCUAAAUUUUCAGCAUAUUGUCUAGUGUAAAGUAUAUUUAUUUGAAGUUUUAUUAUUUUAUAAAAAAAAAAAUAUUUAUUUUGAGAGACAUCUAAAACUUUGCCCUGUUUUAAAGUAUACUUUUGUGGUUGCUGAAAAUGAGGGUGACAAGGGUGUCAGGCCUGAUGCAUAUGUUCACUAUAAAAUAGAAAAUAUAUUAAUGUUUGAAAGUAGA
Anguilla anguilla (European eel) is the source of this 2396-nucleotide messenger RNA. Its product is annotated as protein sprouty homolog 2-like. The record is from RefSeq and is a predicted model, not a curated record. Lineage: Eukaryota; Metazoa; Chordata; Actinopteri; Anguilliformes; Anguillidae. The coding region runs from base 678 to 1619 and encodes 313 amino acids. Gene Ontology annotation, cellular component: cytosol; membrane. The transcript has 2 exons. Gene Ontology annotation, biological process: negative regulation of Ras protein signal transduction; negative regulation of fibroblast growth factor receptor signaling pathway; negative regulation of MAP kinase activity.